Molecule: messenger RNA, 6655 nt
Organism: Coregonus sp. 'balchen'
Lineage: Eukaryota; Metazoa; Chordata; Actinopteri; Salmoniformes; Salmonidae
Source: the annotation of a GenBank genome assembly
AUGGAGAUGGUGGGAGUCUGAGACAGAUGGAGAGAGUUCAUUCAUCCAUCCCCAAUCUCUUAAUUAGACUCGUGCACCCAUCCGUCUGCAUGUCUCAGUCUUGUGGAAAAUCGUCCUUGUCUGUGUUUCUGACCGGUAUCCUAAUGAAACAGUCUUAACAUGGUAACAUUCCAUUGAUCAUUUCAAAUUCCAUCAACCAUUCCAUUUGAUUAUUCUUCAGUCUUCUGCUCAUCUCAUUCCUGUUGGUAGGAACAUUGUGUAGAAGGCCCUAGGUGGGAGUUUAUGAAUGUUUCUCUUAUUUUGUCCGCAUUGGUUGUAUUGAGUGUAAUGGCUGGAGGGUGUAGUUCAGAUGGAGGACUUGAUAACGUGUAUAUGCAUAUAUGUGCGUACGGUAAUGAAUGCUGGGAAAAGCUUGCCAAGUAGUGCACUUUUCUACCCUUAAUCAGUUUAAUGUCGAGUUUGAGUUAUUGACAAAUAUUUUAGUCAGAGUGGGUUUAACUGUCAUAUUUGACUUCAGAUUUGGGCGAUUGUAUUUUUUUAUUUUAAUGUAUCAUUUAAUCCAACUCCAGCUGAUAAUCUAUUCUGUUCCCAUGUGAGAAAAGCUGUACUCUACAGUGAUUUGCUUAGUAAUCCAAAAGGAAUGUGAUGUAAAAUGUGAGGCAGCCCCAUUGCUGUACCUCAGGCUUAUUCAGGUGUGUAUCUUAGAGAUCCUGCCAGAUUGUUGUAUGUUCUCCUCACCCUCCAAAGAUAAUCAGAUGAGAUGUAUAGACCAGUGGUUCCCAACCAGGAGUACUAUAACCCCUGGGGGUACUUGGCCUAUCCACAGUGGGUACUUGAAAAGACUUGUGUCCAUAGGGUUACUGGUAAAAUGCACAUGAGGGGGUACUUCAGGGGUACUACGGGCAGAGCAAAAUUCAGUUGGUGGUAAGGUAACCAAAAAAGGUUGGGAACCACUGAUAUAGACUAUAGAGGGUAUCCUUAUGUUACUGAGCAGAAUGACCAUAUCAAGGUCAAUGUGUUGCCAUUGAGUUCAAGAGUUCAUUGAUUGUUAUAAACACUAUCCCUGAAGCUUAUUUAUAACAUAAAGCACUAUAAUUUUGAGAAUGCAAUGAAAGUGUAUUUCCUCAGCUUUGUUCUUCUUGCAUAGCAUUUGAAAUAAUAUUAUUGACAUAUGUAGGCUAUAUAUAUUUUGCUUUGCAUGUGGCAGUCUGACAUUGUGUCAAUAUAUUGGAUGUAAAACAAAUGCUGAUGUCAUCACUUGCAAUUAAAAUGUCAGUUUUUUUAUAUAACCUUGGUUUCCCAUCUAUCUUGUGUAAGGGGUUAUCUAAAUUCUAAAUGUCAUUUUGGCCAAUAUUAUUACGCAUUUUUCAAGACUAGCUCUAUAAACAUCUGUAUUUUCCUUGGGUGGAAUUUCCUCCAACUUGACAACCUCCUGUUUUUUAGAACAAAGCAUAGAGAAUGAUAGAGAAAGCAUCCCUAUAUAGUUCUCAUUAUGGCAUCUGUGAGGGCAGUGUCAUCUCCAUUUUUAAGAAGUCCAUUUUCUUCUUCACAAUUGGCUGAUCCCUCCUGAUGACCAUGAGGGAUUAGCCAAUAAAGUUGGAAGUCCCACCCAGUUGACUACAUUAAAAUUUUGGAAGCCCUCAAUUAACCUGCCCAUUCUAAAACAGCCUUUUGGCCACUAGAGGCCUCUAUCAUUAUCUAUGGAACAAAGCUACAUACAUACAUAUGUACAUCAAACAGAAGGGCAGUACUAUGCACAGUCAUUGGGCAUGAGCCAACCACAGUAACAAAUUCAGUACAUUCAAUCUUCCCUUCUACUAACGGAAGGAAAAUAAUAGUACAAUCACCCUGGCAGAUGCAAUAAGAAAUGGACCUGGACGACUUGCCUUAAUAGAAGGAACCAUGAAUUCUGCUCUGUAUCAGAGAAUUCUACAGGAGAAUGUCAAACCAUCCGUCUGUGAGCUGAAGCUGAAGCGCAGCUGGGUCAUGCAGCAAGACAAUGAUCCAAAACACACAAUCAAGUCUACAUGGAAAUUGCUAAAAAGCAACAAAUUGGAAGUUUUGGAAUGGCCUAGUCAAAGUCCAGACCUAAUCCCAAUUGAGAUGUUGUGGCAGGACUUGAAACGAGCAGUUCAUGCUUGAAAACCCACACGUCACUGAGUUAAAGCAGUUCUGCAUGGAAGAGUGGGCCAGAAUUCCUCCACAGCGACGUGAGAGACUGAUCAACAACUACAGGAAGCAUUUGGUUGGAGUCAUUGCAGCUAAAUGUGGCACAACCAGUUAUUGAGUGUAAGGGGCAAUUACUUUUUCACACAGGGGAAUUGGGUGUUGCAUAACUUUGUUUAUGAAAUAAAUAUGCAAUUGUUGUGUUAUUUGUUCACUUAUGUUCCCUUUAUCUAAUAUUAUGUUUUGGUUGAAGAUAUGAUAACAUUCAGUAUCACAAAUAUGCAAAAGUAGAGAAAAUUAGAAAGGGGGCAAAUACUUUUUCAUAGCACUGUAUGCAUAUGGGAUUUCCUCUGGGACGUACAGUAGUGGAUUUAUUUGCGCAUGGUAAAUGCCUUGUGGUAGAUAGAAUACAGUGGGCAGGAGGGGGUGUCACACAGAGAGGAUGCUGUUGGAGGCGGAGAGCAUCAGCUCUUCCCGGGGGGACUGGAGGGAGUCCCGGGGGGCUGCGUACUGGGCAACAUUGGGCAGCCCGUGCACCACGCAGCAGCUGAGGGCACUGCGGAAGAUGCCCAUGUCAUGGGCGUCGUACCACUCCUCUGAUUUUUCGUCAUAGCACUCCACGUUGAAGGUAGUGGUGAAGCCGUUGAACCCCCUGGUAGCUGUGUUGUUGGCUAGCUCCUCUGAACAACAGUGUCCUGACGAGUGAGCACAUUUUCUAUGCCAGGCGAAAUCGCACCUCGUUAGCUCAUUGUUAUGGAUGUAUCCAAAUAAAUGUCACUAGAAAACAGCUUAAACAAAAGCUACUUUGCUGUCAUUCUGGCUGCACUUUUUGACAUGACUGUACGUUAGCCGUAGUUGGCUAGCUAGCAAGCAAGGGAUAAGAACGUUUCCAGCCAGUAUGGCAAUGGAACAUUUAGAACGAACGACUGGCCAGCCAACUACGGCUAAUUUACAGUCAUAGAAACAGAACAAAAAUACUUAAUGACUGGGUCGCCUCUAGCAACCCUAGAUUGUGUCGGGACUAUAUCUUGUGGAAGGAUGAAAUAGUAUGAAUAGAUUAAUCAAAAUAAAGCUUUUAAUGAAAGAUGUCAAUCAUUAUUUGAAUAUGUUGGUAACCCGUUGUAUAAAAGUGAUAAUGCCCUCGAAGCCGGUGUUAGGAGGAUAUAUUGGCACGGUUUGCCAGCCCGAGACGAAGAAUGUGCUGCACCAUGCUCUCUCUAUGCAGGUAAUGUGGCGCUGUUACAAAUAAAACAUGACCGUUUUUAGGCAAGUCAUUAAAAUCAAGGCUAUUCUAUGAAGGCAUGUGUGCAUCAGGGCUGGAGUUAACAUGAUUAAGCUCUUCAACAGAAUGUUACACCUCUUCUCCUCUCUCCUGUCUUCCCUCUCUUCUCUCUCCUCUGUCCUCUCCAGACCCCAGCCUCCAGCAGGACAGCCUCCUUCUCUGAGAACAAGGCUGGUCCCGGGGCCUCGCCUUCCAAGAAGGCCAAGUCAGGGGCCCUUCCAGGUGAGCUCCUCAAUGAGACCACACACACAUACAAACAUGUGAAAUGUAAGAAUGAUGCUUCUCAGGUAGUUAUGUAAAAGUCUUGCCACGUUUGCUGUAAUGCAGUGUAGCAAGCAGGGUUGGGGUCAAUUCAAUUUAAAUUCCAGUCAAUUCAGGAAGUACACUAAAAUUACAAUUCUCUUCAAUGCUUUUUAAUUAAGAAAAUGUAGAAUUGGAAUUUUGUUUAUUUUCUGAUUUGACUAGAAUUGAAAUGGAAUUGACCCCAACCCUGGGAGCAAGAGGCUUCCUUGAGAGCCCCUGCUCUCAUAAAAUGUGAGUUUCUGUGUCACCGCUCCCCCUAGUGGCCAUUAGGGGUCUCACAGCCCACAUCAGCCCAGCAUCUGUUGUGAAAAGCUUUCCCUUUUGGAGGGUAUUAUCUACGCACAUUCUGAAUGUAAUAACAUUGAUUAUAUUGUUUCUGUUUUUGUUAUUGUCGUGGCGCCACAGCGCGACAGGCGUCGUCAGACAGUCCAGGAGGUAGGACACUCCCCUGUCAGACAGACGGACUAGGGUGGGCCUGGGACAUGGCUCUCCUCCUAGCCCCCCUGUGAAGCCCUCGAGCUGGGCCGUGUGCUCCUGUCCUCUCCUCUCUCAUGCUAGAAGUAGCUUCUAUUUCUAUGGUGUUCUAAGGGUGACAUGGGAACAACUAGGACAAUAUUGACGUAUAGACAACUACAUUUCUGAUCACAUUUGUAGUCCUUAGAGGGGAAUAUCUGACAUCCAGAAAUAUACAGUGAUAACAUGUUGUUUUGGAUGGUUGUGGGUUCAGUUUCUGUCUCACUAACCCCUGUGGUUUCCUGUGGGUUGUGUCUCAGUCAGCGGCUGGCUGUCAGUGUUUGGUUCCUUCACUGUCUAGUAACUGUUUACCCUGCCGUGUGUCUGUUCUGUUGAUGUUGUGUGCCCUGGUCUAUCACACCUCUUAGCAGAGUAGGAUAUGACUUCUUUAAAGCUCAUACCUCUCUGUAGUGAGUUAAAAGCCCUUUCUCUGCUGGUGCGGUAGUAAGAAGAUCAAGCUAUUUUUUUCUCCCUCUACGUAAGUGCGUGUGCAUGCCAAACCUCUGUUCAUUGCCUGAGUGACUUUGUAUUUUGUAGUUAACCUUCCCCUCCAUCUUUCUCCCUCCAUCUUUCCUCCUUUCCCUCUCUCUUCCUUGUCCCCUGUGUGUUCCUGUCCCUGCAGUCAAGGCGUCAACCCUCUUCAGCAAGCAGACCAAGUCCAUCGUGUGGGGCAUGCAGACGCGGGCCGUGCAGGGCAUGCUGGACUUUGACUACACCUGCUCCAGGGAUGAGCCCUCUGUGUCUGCCAUGCUCUACCCUUUCACGUAGGUGUCUCUUUCUUUACUUCCUGUCUCUCUACUUCCUGUUUCCUGUAUACCACUCUAACUAACCCGAGACCACAAAGAGGUGUUGAAAAUAACAAGCAUAUUUAUGGUCAAUACCGUGCGUGUGCUUAUCUAUUUGUCUGGUUUGUCUUUCGAUGCCAAACUUUGUGACUGUCUGUGUGUUCCAGUGGGGACCACAAGCAGAAGUUCUACUGGGGCCAUAAGGAGAUCCUGUUGCCUGUCUAUAAGAACAUGGGCGACGCCAUGAAGAAACACCCGGAGGUGGACGUGCUCAUUAACUUCGCCUCGCUCCGCUCUGCCUUCGACAGCACCAUGGAGACCAUGCAGUACCCACAGGUUGGUAGCGCCUCCAUGCCAUCCAUAAUGGUGAGAGCGCAAUAGAUCUGACCGACUGUAAUGCUUCAUUUCCCCACCUCUCCAGAUCCACACCAUUGCCAUCAUAGCCGAGGGCAUCCCUGAAGCCCAGACCAGGAAGAUCAUUAAGAGGGCGGACGAGAAGGGUAUCACUAUCAUCGGCCCGGCAACGGUAGGCCCCUCCUACUCUACCCCCUCACUUACAGUAUGUGAGGUCUGCUUUAAAGGUGUAGAGAAGAGUGUCUUAUCUAACUGUGUGUCCAGGUUGGAGGGAUCAAGCCUGGCUGUUUUAAGAUCGGGAACACAGGGGGCAUGCUGGAUAACAUCCUGGCCUCUAAGCUGUACCGUCCAGGCAGUGUGGCCUACGUGUCCCGCUCUGGAGGCAUGUCCAACGAGCUCAACAACAUCAUCUCCCGCACCACCGACGGAGUCUACGAGGGAGUGGCAAUAGGAGGAGACAGGUAAGAGAGUGGCUGUGUGAAUGGGGUGGAUAAGAUUACUGAUGUGUGUGUAUAAUUAAUGCUUAUUUUUUCAUUAGAUACCCAGGCUCAAUCUACACAGACCAUGUGCUGAGGUACCAGGACACCCCAGGGGUAGAGAUGAUCGUAAUGCUGGGAGAGGUGAGGAUCUGAAAGACACACACAUCUACAUCACUGCUGCUAAUGGCCCAUAGAAAAAGAAAGCUUAUCCUUUUAACGCAAUCCAUUUCUUUUCAUCAAGCAUAGCUAAUUAACAUAGACAUUUAUGACCAGAUUAAUUCCAUGCUUGGAUGCUCGCCUCUGCAAAUGUGAGUGUGGACUGUCUUUUAAAAGCACUGUUGGUCUCCCUUCUAGAUUGGCGGCACAGAGGAGUAUAAGAUCUGCCAGGGCAUCAAGUCAGGCAGGAUCACCAAGCCUGUGGUGAGCUGGUGCAUCGGGACCUGUGCCACCAUGUUCUCCUCAGAGGUGAGUGUGAUGGGCAGCGUGAAGAGUUUUGGGGGGGUGGGUCAUUGGAUUGAUAUCACAGAGACUUGCAGGGCAGGCAUACUGUGAGAAAGGGGUCUGGUUAUGGGGUUUGUGACUGUUUCCUAUGAUAUGCUGACCCAGUCUGUCACCUGUAGGUCCAGUUUGGUCAUGCUGGAGCGUGUGCCAACCAGGCCUCAGAGACAGCCGUGGCCAAGAACCUGGCUCUGAAGGAGGCCGGAGCCUUCGUACCUAAGAGCUUUGACGAGCUGGGAGAUGUCAUCAAGUCAGUGCAGAAAAUCACACAAUGA